CAGCGGAUCCUGGAUCUCUGCGUGGCGAGCGAACUGCGCCGCGCACUUUGUGUCGAGCUCCCGCAAAACUUGAUGCUUGCCUUUCUGGAGCAAACCAGCGACGCCGCUGUGUGGACUCUGUUCAGCGCGGAGUGUAUGUUUAGCGGGGCGUGCUACGUGGCUGCUGAGCCGUGGCCUGGGGCGGCUGCCUCUGCAGAGGCUUACAUGUCAGAAUGCGGCGCGGUGAGGAUUCUAAUCGAUUUUGAGCAAGCGGAGUCUGAGCGGCAUAUAGUGCUAGAAGGCGGGAAAGUGAGCCUGCAGCGAUCCAUCAACGAUGCGAUGUUGGCGCGAGAUACCGGGGCGCCCAGCGGCGCGCCGGCGGAUGUGCGUUUGGUAGCAUCUUUGGGCGGGGGUGUUGCGGAGCGGUGCGCGCAUGGCAGCUGUGAUCUGGAGUUGCACGCGUGUUGUCCGCAUUGCCUGCAACAGCUUUGCUGCGAGCACUGGCGCUCAUCGCUUUGUCAUGAGCAUGGCAGCGCCGCGACCUGUCGCUGCGGGGAUUGCAAGCUGGUCGCGAGCGCGCGGACCAACACCUAUGCCAGCAACGCCAAUCAUGAAGAAGCGCUAGACAUCGAGUUGACGCCCACGCAGUCCGCGCAGAGCUUGACAAGUGAGCAGGGAGAGUCGCUUAUGUUGGCGGAGGACGACGGGCAUGAAGAAUAA
This is a messenger RNA of Effrenium voratum, 699 nucleotides long. The record is from the annotation of a GenBank genome assembly. Lineage: Eukaryota; Dinophyceae; Suessiales; Symbiodiniaceae.